AAGCAGGCACCUCCGGGUCUGGGGGCAAAGUAUUAGAAGUAAUGAGGCCUAAGCAUCCUUAUGUCAUCCUGCAUCUGCUGCCAGUUGUGUCCUGCAACAACACAAACAUGGCCAGCAAGUUAAGUCCGGAUCAGAUCACAGAGUACAAAGGAGUUUUUGAGAUGUUUGACGAGGUGGGAAACGGAGACGUGAAGACGAAGGAGCUGGAGAGGCUGAUGAGCUUGAUGGGAAUCAACCCGACAAAGAGGGAGCUCGGUCAGAUGGCCAAGGAUGUCGACAAAGAUGGUCAAGGUAUCUUUAACUGUGACAGCUUCCUGGGCCUGAUGGCGCUGUACCACCAGAGAACCAAGAACCAGGACGCUGAACUAAGAGCUGCUUUUAAAGUGUUCGACAAAGAGGCAAAGGGAUUCAUUGACUGGAACACACUCAAAUAUGUGCUGAUGAACGCAGGAGAACCACUUAACGAGACGGAGGCUGAGCAGAUGAUGAAGGAGGCGGAUAAAGAUGGAGAUGGAACCAUUGAUUAUGAAGAAUUUGUGGCCAUGAUGACUGGUGACUUGUUUAAAAUGAGUUGAAGACGGCACGAAGAUGAGCCAUAGGAUUACGACACGCAUGAGGCCGAACAAAAUCCUUCUUAAUAAAUGUGGG
This is a messenger RNA of Entelurus aequoreus (snake pipefish), 648 nucleotides long. Its product is annotated as calglandulin-like. The record is from RefSeq and is a predicted model, not a curated record. The transcript has 5 exons. Lineage: Eukaryota; Metazoa; Chordata; Actinopteri; Syngnathiformes; Syngnathidae. The coding region runs from base 42 to 575 and encodes 177 amino acids. Gene Ontology annotation, molecular function: calcium ion binding. Gene Ontology annotation, cellular component: myosin II complex.